Xiphophorus couchianus (Monterrey platyfish) is the source of this 1685-nucleotide messenger RNA. RefSeq names its product adhesion G-protein coupled receptor F1-like. NCBI's taxonomy places the organism in Eukaryota, Metazoa, Chordata, Actinopteri, Cyprinodontiformes, Poeciliidae. Gene Ontology annotation, biological process: cell surface receptor signaling pathway; adenylate cyclase-activating G protein-coupled receptor signaling pathway. Bases 53 to 805 code for a protein of 250 amino acids. Gene Ontology annotation, cellular component: membrane. The record is from RefSeq and is a predicted model, not a curated record. Gene Ontology annotation, molecular function: G protein-coupled receptor activity. The transcript has 5 exons.
AGGCGAGGACUACAAAGUUCCAGUUGGACCGUGCAGUGCAGCGACCUUUUUCAUGCACUUUUUCUAUCUCGCCAUGUUCUUUUGGAUGCUUGUUUCAAGCCUGCUGCUCUUGUACCGGUCAGUCUUGGUCUUCUCCCAAAUGUCCAAAUGGACCAUGUUCGCCAUUGGCUUGACUGUGGGAUACGUUUGCCCUCUGAUCAUAGCUGUUACUACAGUUGCUGCCACUGCACCUGGGGGUGGAUAUGUAAGGGAAGAUCUAGCUUGUUGGCUAAACUGGACAAAGACCAAAGCCCUCCUGGCCUUAGUGAUCCCUGCCUUGGCCAUAGUUGUGUUCAAUAUUUUGGUCAUUCUGGUGGUUUUGUACAAGAUGCUCAGAAGACGAAGCACUGGAAACCAAGCCCAGGCAGAUGAGAAAAAUGCCCUGCUAGUCAUUCUAAGAUGUGUGGCUGUACUGACUCCGCUAUUCGGACUCACCUGGUGUUUGGGAAUUGGAACCAUGGUGGACCCAACAAAUGGAGGGAUCCAUGUUGCUUUUGCUUUCUUCAACUCAUUGCAGGGUUUCUUCAUUUUAGUGUUUGGGACGUUAUUCGAUGCCAAGAUCCGCUCUCUUGUUUUGCGACAAGUGCCUGCAUUAAGCUCUACUUCUAAUCGCACAAGGAGCACUAGUGCAGGAACUUCCUCCAGUAGAGCAGAAAACAUCAUAAACCGAAUUUUUCGGAGAAGGGGGGUGUACCAUGUUUCACAAGUUCCAAACACAAGCAGCAACACUGACUCCUCACAGUCAUACAGCAGUCUGCAGAUUUAAGCACUAAAUUCCUCUUUUUUGUUGUUAAUUUAUUUGUAAAUGCUGCUUUUUAAAGAUAAAAAAAUGGUUAUGAUGCUAUAAAUAGUCCAGCAUCAUAACCAUUGCACAAAGUUCCAUCCACAAACUUAUGAAGGAAGCUGAAAUAGUAUUUUAACACAGUGGCACAUCUCUUGUGCACUUUACUGCUGUUUCUGUCUUGAUAUUGUGAAGCCUACACCUUCACAGUCAGAAUGUAUGGGAGUUUUUACAGUGCAAUGUAGAGAGCUGAAAAGAAUAAAAUAAUAAUUUCCACAACCCUGAACUCUUCCACUAAUGUUACACAAGAUCAUUUCAUAGAUGAUUGAAAGAAAAGUUAUGUAAAAUAUGACAACGUAAAAACAGUCAUAUUAGGAAUUACAUUUAAAAUUAAAGCAAAGAUAUAAUGGUGCCGCUUUAGAAAAUGGAGUUAAAAAGAAGUAUUUUUUAAAAAUGUUGAAGGCUAAUUCAAAAGCUGAGUGAAAUGUUAAUCUCUACAGAAAUUCACGUAAAAUAUGGAUACUGGUUUGAUUCCCAUUCAAAGAUGUGGACAUUAGAUGAGUUGAAGAUGACUUGGGUAAUAAUUAAGAACAUUUUAUCAGAACAGCUGCAGAUCCCAGAAGGUUGAAAAUAAAACAAUGAGAGUUAAUGAACUGAAGACUUAAUGAACAACAAAACUUGUUCCCUUUUAUCCCACACAGUGGAAUCUGCUGGGCAGUUGUAUCAAACGCUUGGCUCAGUGGUUGCAGUAAAUAAAGUUACUUUUCUUGUUUUCAGUUGGAUCAGGGCAUUUUCCUCAACCUCUUUUUUUUAUUAUUUUAUGAAAACUAUAUAGCGCCUUUUUCUGCCAUGUUUAAAGGUAUAA